AAUGCAUUCAAAAACUGCUGAAUGAAAAUGUAAACAUAUUUCAUGGACGCUCAUUUGCAAUAUCCUAGUUAAGAUUAAUCACUUGACCCGCCAAAAAAAACUUGACCUCCCGAUAUUUCAAUAAAAUAUUAUUUUACGUGUUAUUUUAAAUAACAACGCGUUAUCGUCAACAUGACUGCAAUUUUGCUGCUCCUCUCCGUUUUUCUUUAUUGUACCGUCCAGGCGGCGCCCCCGAAUCACAUUACAAGCCCGGAAGACAUAAAGGAGGACAUAAAGCAGCGCGAGAGGAUCGGUUUGGACUGUUUGAAGCAAAUAGGCUUGAACAAAACGAUAGUAGAGAAGGCGGUACGUUCGAUUGAAUUCGUCGAAGAUCGAAAAUACAAGGAGUUUUUGGCGUGCAGCUACAAGCAGCAAGGCUUCCAAUCGGACGACGGUGAAAUAUUGUACGAUAAUCUCAUCGAUUACUUGAGCACGUUCUACAAAACGGCCGAUUUGAAAUCGCUGGACGAUUGCAGAGCCGUCGGUGGGUCAACCGAUGGCGAAAGGGCGUUUAAUUCCAUGAAAUGCAUUAUUUCGGGGCUUAGAAAAAUAGAUCAGAAAAAAGCUUAGGGUAGUGUAAAUAAAAUUAAUGUGCUUUCUAAUAAAUCUGUAUUAACGUUUCGUAUUUGUAUAUUUAUCACAGAAUUUUAUUUAAAUGCGAUUUUGAAUCGUGCUUCACCCUCGAUGUGUAUAUAUCGUAACCUAAGGAAACGGUGUUAUCGAAUAAAACCCUAUACUGGCACGGUAGUAAAUAGAAGUUGAUGAAUUGGGCAGGAGGCCAGACCAUCCAAUCAGCUACAUAGAGCCUCAUUGACUUCUGUUUGACUUCCUUGAUGAAUUCCUCCGUACUUGCGCCUUCUAAGUAGCCGACGGUGCCGAAAAAUGUCAUGAUGCAAAGUGGUGAUGCUAUCAGUUGGUCCAAUAAUAGUUUCUUCAGGGUAAUUUUCAACGUGUAACCGGGUAGAAAUACGUCUAAGUACCUGUACCAGUAAUGACACACCAAGCCGAGUGUUAGGCCUGAUGCACACAUGUUCCCGCAUCUUCUGUAGCUCAUUUUGUCUAUUUCUGCACAUGAUAGCUCGUACUUUUGCUCUAUUAUAUCUCCCAGGCCUGAUAGGGAAAUUGAUAAAGUUAGAUUGGUGGCUAACAAAUAUUUCGUACUGAAGGCGUUUUUGAAGAAUUUUCCGAAUUUUGGUAAUACGUGCGUUUUUAAAACGCGACUAAAAGCGCCACCAAGACUGUGUGACAUCUUGCGUUGUUUUUACUUAAUUUUGACCAUAUUUUAUUGCCUUGAGUUAGGUUUUAUCUAAAAUGAUUAAAUAAUUUUAAAGGCAUUACAUUUUUUUAGGUUACGUCAUAAGGAAG
Phyllotreta striolata is the source of this 1404-nucleotide messenger RNA. The record is from the annotation of a GenBank genome assembly. Lineage: Eukaryota; Metazoa; Arthropoda; Insecta; Coleoptera; Chrysomelidae.